Messenger RNA from Alternaria alternata, 913 nucleotides. RefSeq lists its product as hypothetical. The transcript is spliced from 3 exons. The record is from RefSeq and is a predicted model, not a curated record. Lineage: Eukaryota; Fungi; Ascomycota; Dothideomycetes; Pleosporales; Pleosporaceae. Bases 8 to 676 code for a protein of 222 amino acids.
AUCCGAUAUGAGCAUAUGUAGAACAACGCCGUCGACUGAAAGCAAGACUUUCACAACAUGUUCCUCAUCCUUGACCAUGGUACUCACUCAUGAUCCCCGACUUGAAAUAACCAUGUGGUUUAUCUGGAACUUUAUCUCGAUAAAUUACGACAUGUAUUACACCAACCUUCGUCCCCACAGCCUGCCCGGCCACAAAUGGCAUGCUCCUUUCAAGCCUUUGGGCCAAUGGGCUGCCAUUGACAACCUGUACGGCGAGCGAGCUUGGAUAGAAAACGAUACCAUCCUGGCUGGUGUUACUUCCAUCAGUGGCUUUGAGGCGAUGCUUUGCUUGGUUUACCUUUGGAGUCUAGUUCGGGGUCGCGGGUCGAGUAAAGCGACGAAGACAGAUACUGUCCGCCCAAUGACUACGCACACCGCCGUUGUCGGUUUGGUGGUUGCUGUGGCUCAUUGGACCAAGAUGUGGAUGUAUAUUACCGCGCAGCAAGCUUCCCAACGCUUCUGCGAGCACAGUUCUAUCCCUUCUCGUCUGAUUUGGAUGUUGGUCAACUAUUCAUCUCUUCUCUUCUCUGCGUAUGCGACAGGGGCCUUUACGGGAGUGAUAACAUCGGGCUCCCAGGAUCACAAGGAGACACAGCCACAUCCAACGCCUCCGGCGGAAAAACAGCGUAUCAGAUAACCUCGCGGCCGCUUACAGUACUAUCAGUGGGAACUUAAGAGCAACCUGUUUAUCCAUCAAUACAAUGGUACAAGUCUCCACAAGGCGUCUUGGGUGUGGUUCCGCCUGCGCUGCUACGUCCAACAGAACCAGGGUUCCAAGACCCCGCCCCUCCCCCGCACUAACCGCAUCAACACCUCUCCCACGCCAGCUGCCCCUUCCAGCCAGCUCCAGCCCACCUGUCUCGCCCCACCCCUC